AUGGUAACCUCUGUGCUCAUCCCAAAACCUUUCAAGGGGCUGGAGAAGACACAGGUUAUUAGAGAAGCAGAACGACGGCCUUCAGAUGAAGAGGUGGAGAAUCUUCGCCUCAUUUUAAAGGAACGGCGCAAUGGAUAUAUGACGACAGCAAGACUAGGCAGAGGUACAUCGAAACCCCUGAUAGUCUCUGCCGUCUAUCUUCCCUAUGAGGCUCCUGACCCGCCCGGUACUGUGGUAUGCCGCCUACUGGAGGAGAUGGGCAGACAACAUCCUGGAACUAAAGUUUACAACUGCGAACUGUAUAGCAAUUGGAACAGUCUUGAAGCCGCUUGGAGGCAAGUUGCAGGAUAUCGUGAUUAUCUUUAUGAUAUUGGUGGCAGACAUCCGGAAGGAAUAAUAGUAAUAGGAUAUUCACAAGGAGGACUGUUGGCAAGGGCGGCUGUUCAGUCAAUGCCCGAACACAAUGUGCGAAUUUUUAUAUCUUUAUCUUCUCCUCAAGCAGGACAGUAUGGAACCAGUUUUCUGCACCUGAUAUUUCCGGAUUUGGCUGCCAAGACCGCAUAUGAACUAUUUUAUUCCAAAGUAGGACAACAUACAUCUGUCGGAAACUACUGGAAUGAUCCUCGAAAGCAAGAUUUGUAUUUGAAAUAUAGCGUUUUUCUGCCGUACAUAAAUAAUGAAAUUAUUUCGGGAAAUUCAACCGAUUUUAAAGAAUCUUUGACUCGCUUAGAUAAAUUAAUUCUUGUUGGAGGUCCGAACGAUGGAGUGAUUACACCGUGGCAAUCAAGCCAUUUUGGAUAUUACAACGAGAGUCUAGAUGUGAUUCCAUUCAAUGAACGAAAAAUAUACACAUCGGAUGAAAUUGGUUUGAAAACUUUGGCAGAUCACGGAAAAUUGAUAAUAAUCGCUAAACCAUUUGUACAUCACUUAACAUGGCAUACAAAUAAACGUGUUAUCAAUGAGGUAAUAUUACCUUAUCUGAUAUAAA
Musca vetustissima is the source of this 988-nucleotide messenger RNA. It is a transcript of the gene Ppt2, whose product is annotated as lysosomal thioesterase PPT2 homolog. NCBI's taxonomy places the organism in Eukaryota, Metazoa, Arthropoda, Insecta, Diptera, Muscidae. Gene Ontology annotation, cellular component: lysosome. Gene Ontology annotation, molecular function: thiolester hydrolase activity. The transcript has 6 exons. The record is from RefSeq and is a predicted model, not a curated record. The coding region runs from base 1 to 987 and encodes 328 amino acids.